GAGGUUUGAACAGCUGACCACAGAGCAGCAGCGAUCGAACGGUUUACAGUGCUUUAUUGUGCGUUUCACAGUGCAAUUCGAACAGAAAACUAUUGAAGCAAAGUUAAAGUGAUUGUGUAAAGUGGAACUUAUGCAAGCAACAUAGUGCGAGGAGUUCUUCAAUUAAACUGUCUCUUCGGGAAUAAGAAAACAGUGACGUGUUUCCGUGUCAAUAAUUUGCGCGCUAAAGUAUAAACAAAAACGAAAAACAGUUGCAACUAACGAUAUUCGGUGACAAGCAAUAUUCGCCAAGACAAAAACAUAAUUUACCACAGUCUGUCAAUAUUUGCAAGUUACUUGCAAGGGAGACCGUGAAACGGUAAAUCGAAAAUACAGUAAAACUAAGAAAGCAUUCAAAAGAACUGUGCGCGCAUACACACACAUACAUACUUGUAUUGUAAGCAGCGCUUUGCAUAAGCUUAGCUUAUGAGCACAAAAGACUAAAGCAGCGAACUCGGUUGGCUGUGUGUGUUGCUUGCAGCAAACAGACUUACAAACUUAAACGCCAAUUUGAAAUCUUUAUCGACAGCUCAACGCACAAAAGCCAAAAAGUGGGUGAUGCCUUGAAAGAAACGCUUUUGACCGAAAAAGACAUACAAAAAAUAUAAGGAACCAACAACAACAUUGCGCAGCGAUUUCCUUUUCCUUUGUCAAGCAACAAGAACAUACGGCCGAAACUGGAUCGUGCAGAAUUGAUCAGAAGCGUGCAGACAGAGGCUUAACACUAACAAAGCAAUAACAAGUGUGGCAUAAUAACAACAAAUGCACUAAGUGCAUAAGAGUGCAACAUUAGUUUUUACUUUCAAAAGCAAGCUGAAACCAAAGCAAAAACAAAAAGAAUUAACUCGUCUAUAACAACAACAAGCCGUAAAUAUGUCAACCGGCCGUUGCGAUUGUCUGGUGAGCGUGCCAACCGGUCCCACAUUAGCAUCCACUUGUGGCGGCAGCGCGUUCAUGCUCUUCAUGGGUCUGCUAGAGGUGUUCAUACGCUCACAAUGUGAUCUCGAGGAUCCCUGUGGCCGUGCCACGCCAAGGUUUCGUUCGGAGCCCGAUUAUGAUUAUGAUUUUAUUGUGAUUGGUGGCGGCUCGGCUGGUGCGGUUGCUGCCGCGCGUCUCUCGGAGGUACCCCAAUGGAAAGUGUUGCUCAUCGAGGCAGUAUACAGUCUCUUUCAAAACGUGGUUCAAUUUCGUUCGGAGCCCGAUUAUGAUUAUGAUUUUAUUGUGAUUGGUGGCGGCUCGGCUGGUGCGGUUGCUGCCGCGCGUCUCUCGGAGGUACCCCAAUGGAAAGUGUUGCUCAUCGAGGCAGCAUAA
Molecule: messenger RNA, 1350 nt
Organism: Bactrocera tryoni
Lineage: Eukaryota; Metazoa; Arthropoda; Insecta; Diptera; Tephritidae
Product: glucose dehydrogenase [FAD, quinone]-like
Exons: 6
Coding region: 913-1350 (145 amino acids)
Molecular function (GO): flavin adenine dinucleotide binding; oxidoreductase activity
Source: RefSeq, a predicted model, not a curated record